Molecule: messenger RNA, 1095 nt
Organism: Phytophthora infestans T30-4
Lineage: Eukaryota; Oomycota; Peronosporomycetes; Peronosporales; Peronosporaceae
Exons: 2
Coding region: 1-1095 (364 amino acids)
Source: RefSeq, a predicted model, not a curated record
AUGGCAAUAGCGCGUCAUCACUUGACCAUCCAGGAGAAGAACCAGCUCCGCGCACACCACCGCGAGCGGCCCGAGUUGACGCAGGAGCAGCUUCGCGAAUGGGUGCACGACAACUUCGGCAAGUGGAUUGGACGCUCCACCAUUGGCAAAAUUGCCAGUAUGCCCGAAGAACUGUGUGCCAACCCGACAGCAAAACGUAUCCAGAGCGGUCGCUAUCCCGAGAUGGAAGCCGAACUAUACGAAUAUAUCAUGAUCAAACAGAGCGAAGAGCAGAGCGAAGAGCUGCUCCGAGACGACCAACCCAUCCUCAGUGAAGGUCGACUAUGGACUAAAGCCAACGAGAUCCUCACUCGGAUUAGAGGACCCUCCCAGUCUGUGUCACUGGGUUGGGUACAGAGAUUUAAAAAGCGUCAUGGCCUCCAUCGAUCUCAGAGAACUCAAUUUGUGUCGGCUGAUGACAUUCUGUUACUUUCUCAAGUUUUGGAGACCAAACCGUGGGCCUAUCCGCAAAUAAUGGACGGAUGGCAAGAAGUUUGUCGUCAAUUACGACAGCAUUCAAACUUUAACUUGGAUAAAACAGCAGGAGCUUGUCAAGCUCGCGUCGUGCUGCUACUCGAUCAUUUGCGAGCUGGAAAUAGUAUAGCAUUGCGUAAAUCCGGCACUUCGCAAGAGUAUGAACGCAAACGAGAACUCUUGGCCGAAGUGCAGGCCAAGAUAUCAGCUUUUGAGGAGUUCCAGGAAGAUCUCCGUAAGCGGAGAGGAGAGCCCACACCGUCGUUUAAUGUUACGCAACACGACGCGGCUGUUGCCAAGGUGGGCGAAGUGGCAGCUGCCAUCGCUGUUGCAGAGGCAACAGGGGAAGCCGAUAGGGAUGGCCAACGCCGCUUGGAAUUACUUGAGAUCAAGAUGGAGCGGGAGUUGGCUGAACAGCGACGAUAUGCGGAUGAACAAGUGCGGCAACUUGAGCGUUUGCAACGCGCACAACUGGAAGCCCAGCAGAACCAACACGCGCAGCUGUUGGCAACUAUUCAGCAACAGCAAGCAAUGAUGCUGGACCUCAUUAAAUCAGUUGCAGCGCACUCUAAAAAGGACUAA